Molecule: messenger RNA, 1276 nt
Organism: Drosophila ficusphila
Lineage: Eukaryota; Metazoa; Arthropoda; Insecta; Diptera; Drosophilidae
Gene: DIP1
Product: double-stranded RNA-specific editase 1
Source: RefSeq, a predicted model, not a curated record
UUUCUCAGCUCUAUAUUUCACAAAACUAUUUCUGAGGUGAAGUCGGGAAAGUAAAUUCGGAAAAAAAAUAAAGAUGAAGCGAGCUCGUCGUCCAACUACAGCCAACAACAAAUCAUUUGUUUCCGGCGGAAUUUACAACCCCAAUGCCAGCGCCAAGCCCUUGAUCCAACAGCCGUUGCAGGCCACCAAUGUCGCGGAGCAGCAGGCUCCUUCGGUGGCCUCCCAUGCGCCACCGGCCCCUCUCCCAGUUCCCGUUCCGGUGGCAGACUCUGUCCAGGCCAAGAGGCCGGAUGCGGCCGCCAUCGCCGCCAAGCUGCCCAUGCCCAUUAUCGUGAAGGAGGAGCCUAAUGAGAUGGUCAGCGAGCCGGAACCCAACGAGGACUUCUCCAUCGACAUUAGCGAGGAGAACGGCAGCGGUACCGGAAACGGAGGCAAGAUCCCCUUUAAGAAGAUCUUCCAGAAGCGCAAGAAGUCGUCUGAGCGAACUCGAGACAAGAAGCUGCGACAGAACCGUCAGCUGCGCAAGUACAUGCUGCCGAAGAACGCCUUGAUGGCCCUCAACGAGGUGAAGGGCGUGACUAUCAGCGACUUCACCAUAGACAGCAAUCCCGGGGGAUUCACGGCCGUUGUCACGGUUAACUCCAACCAGUACGAGGGCAAGGGUCUCUCCAAGAUGUCAGCCAAGAACGCGGCCUGCGAGAAGGCUUGGCGCGACUUCAUCAUUGCAAAGAUGACGCCAAAGCCGCCCAGGCUGAUGAUCGGUGAAAACGGAGAGCCCAUGGAGACCAACAAGGAUGAAGUGGACGCACCGGAGGAUGACCUUCCCAUGCUAAACCUGGCCUCGUUUGCCAUCUACAAGUUGUUCGCAGAGUGGGAGCGCGAGGGCUUCGUCGUGCCCGAGAUGCACCCGUCGGCGAAUGCUGGCCAGCAGGCAGGAGGUGAAGCCGCACCGCCGGUUCCUGCGGUUCCCAAGGAGCCGAAGAAGCCACCAGUACGCACCGAGCUGCCCUCCGGCUGGGAGACCAUGCACCCGGCCACCAUUCUUUGCAUUAUGCGUCCGGGACUCAUUUACGUGGACUAUGGAGCCUCUGGCGACAAGCCCAAUGUGCUGCAACAUCUGGGAAUUACAGUGGACAAUCGCGAGUUUACUGCCAACGGAAGGUCGAAGAAGAUCGCACGUCGCAACGUGGCCGUAGAAGUGUGCAACACUCUGUUCGGAACGAACUUCGCCUAUGGCGACACAGCUUAAGACCAGCAUAAAAGUUCUGCUCUGCAA